This is a messenger RNA of Bursaphelenchus okinawaensis, 2488 nucleotides long. The record is from the annotation of a GenBank genome assembly. Lineage: Eukaryota; Metazoa; Nematoda; Chromadorea; Rhabditida; Aphelenchoididae.
AUGUCUGUUCGACUACUUUGGAUCUGGGUUCUUGUCGAAAGUAAGUAAUAUUAGUCGAGAGCAAGGUGGAGAAGUGAGAAUAUUAGUCGAGAGCUAGGUCGAGAAGUGAUAUCUAUAACAUUGAUCUUGUUUUAGGUGGAUUAAGCCAGGUCUUGAUUAAAAACAUUGUUUUUGAUGAUGUACAGCUGUCAAAGGUAAGAGAUUUGUCAUCAAUAAUAACUACUUUACAACUAAACUCUUAUAGUAUUACAAUACUCAAAACAUGAAUAAUAUAGUAAUUUUACAUACACCUAACACAUUAAAUAACUGUAAGCUUAACUUAUGUUUAGAUAGUAUUCUUUGACAACACGACCUUAUACGACGAUGUCACUUUUCUGGAUCAAACUGUGCAAAACUUAACGUUAAAAAGUGACCAACAAGAUGUAGUUAAUGCUACAGAAUCUCCAGAAAUCCCAGAAGCUCUAUUUCUAGACCUUCUGCUCAUUGCUGAUCUCUCAAUGUACUACAAGUUCUCGGAGUUAUAUCCAUACAACUCAAAUUCAGCUUACUUUGCUCUUCAGGAUUACCUCAGGGUUAUAUUCGAUCAGGUAGGUAUACUGUAAUCAUGAAAAGAGCCUGUUGAGUUUGGCUUGGUCUCUUCUUAUAUAUUGUGCAUUGAAUCUAUAGUACGACGCUUAGUUUUGUUGUUUUAAUAUUAAUAUGCAUGAAUAGCAAUGUUAAUAGUAUUAAUGUUAGCAAAACAAUUGAAUAAUCGAUUUGUUACCAAAUUUCAGAUAUAUUCGAUUUACUACCGGUUGAUUUUCUUUGAAAAAACCAGAAUCUUUUUAAGACUGGCGGGUACCCUGCCUAUCUUCAGAGUAGAUGACUGCCCAUUGCAACGUAUCAGUAACGCCAAUUACUCUGACACUAAUGAGACAACACACAUAUCUUUGUAAGUAUAUGCAGUUCCACGAUUGUCAUACCAAAGUGUAUAUCAUACUAUGAAAGUGGGCUAUCCGAACGUGAUUUACAACACCGUAAAAGUAAAAUACGAAUAAAUAUAACUAACAAGCUAUUACUACUUCAGAAUCCCAGACUUCUCUUCUGUAGACGCCUUAGAUUCUGUCCACACAAUACACGACUGGCUACAAGAACAUAAGGCGGUGUUACCUAAAUACGACCAUGCUAUUGUUUUUACCCGGUAAUUUAAUUGUUAUGUGUAUAGUAAAAAUCAAGAUUUUUCAUCAUUUUUCAAAUUAACAAAAUUAAUUUUUUAGGCGAGACUUAAUGUCACAAAACAACGAAAGUGCUACACAAGGAAUGGCAUAUGUUCGUGCGAUGUGUAGAGGAGAAGAUUCCGUUUCUGUAGUUGAAGAUGUUGGAGGACUGACUACGGUAGCUAUUGCGGCCCAUGAAAUGGCUCAUAGGUUAGUUAUCCGGGAUAUUCUGACUCAUCUUAUCUUUUUGCGUAUACCACCUCAUUUACACUUAUGUCAUCCUUCUAAACCUAAUUUUACUACUUAUAUAAUUGACCUUAUUUUAGCUUAGGUUCAUUCCACGAUGGAGCAGGCAACAGCUCCAUCUGUGGACCAGCACUGAACUUUCUGAUGGCUCCACAGACUUCUGGGAACGAAUUGAAUCAGAACUUUGGAAACAGCUUUCUGUUAAGUGAAUGUUCUCUAGAACACAUUGAAGACUUCCUAAAGUAAGCACUGCCAACUGUAGUUAAUACUUUAGGUCUUCAGAAUCCGACUGUUUGAAGAAGAAUAUCGCAAGGGCAAGACCAGAUGUCACAAGUAAAAGGAGGACCAAGAAGGCUGGAGAGAUCUUCGACAGAACCAUGCAAUGUAGGAUUGCGUUUGGCAAUAGCUACGGAAAAUGCUCGGUAAAUUUUUUUAAAUGUUUUUUGUACUGUAAAACAAUAAAAUCGACAUAAAAGGUAACUUUUUGAGGCUACAGUAACAUAAUACAUUCAAUUUUUUCAGAGGAACGAUUUCAGCUACUGGAAAGUAGAUCCAUGUAGAAGACUAUGGUGUCAAAAUCGGAAGAAACCACGGUAUUCUACAUGUGAGACGAAGGCAUUUUUACCGGUUAUGGACGGUACUGCUUGUGGAAUUGGAAAGGUACCGUUUAAUGUCAAAAGUCUUAUUAGAAAGCUAUAAACGAUGACUAAAAUUUAAAAAUAUCAAUUCUAUUUACUUUUUGACCUAUAAAUAACGUUCAUCAAAUUAUAACACAUCUCAGUCUUACUGUAAAAGUUACAUUUUAGUGGUGCCUACGAGGAGACUGUAUCAAAAACGAGAACUACAUGACAGAAGAAUGUAUCGAUCUACGUGAGGAUUACUGUAGGCGUUUCAAACAAGGUGAUCAACGACGAUACUGUGUAGCCAAGAGUAUCAAAGGUAUAUGUUGCCGAACAUGUCAGCACUACGAUCCUGAUGUGAAGAAGAUCAGCAAACUACGGAGUAAAGAAGUCACCAGAAGACUCAUUAUCAAAACGGAUUUGUGA